Molecule: messenger RNA, 1353 nt
Organism: Oikopleura dioica
Lineage: Eukaryota; Metazoa; Chordata; Appendicularia; Copelata; Oikopleuridae
Source: the annotation of a GenBank genome assembly
AUGCGGAGACUGGGACAGACCGAACAUGUCGUCCAGGCACGAAGAUCUGCGGUUACUCCGGCGAAGGCGCGGCCAGAGAAGUACCACGGUGUUGUGCGCGAACUGCCAAAGGUGGAUCUCGACCGAACAAGCGGAUCCAGCGGAAGCAGCUUCAAUGCCUCAACCCUUCUUUUUGCGAAUCCGGAGCCUGUGUCUUACAUAACGCGGGUUGAGCAAUGCAUCAAAGACAAUCUCCGAACAGUCGUAGCUGUCUUUGGAUUCUUGCUGAUCAUUUGCGUCGCCGCGCAAAUGGGGCGCUUCGAGGAGACCUCCUCCCCUGAGCCCCAUUUUGAAAAGAUCGUCGAGACGCAAAUCGUCCCCGACUUUUCCCCGAUGCAAGAGCAGCUCCAAGAACUAAAACUCUUGAUCGCUCAGCUCAACGAAAAACAAGCGGCGUCUGAUGAGCUCCUCGCCGCUCAUCAACUGCAAAAUCAGAAGCUGUUGGAGCAAAUCGCUGCUCAAGCCACUACACCGGCCCCAGCUACAGUUGCACCACCGCAAAUUGAUUAUGAGCCGUGCGAUUUCAAAGAGUCUGAGGAGAGGAUUCUGGCAUCGCUGGAGGAUCAGCUAAAUGAGUUUCAGAAGAACCAACAGGUGAUUCAGGACGAUUUCGAGGGCAAAUACGACAUCUUUCUUUCGCAGAUAGCGGAAGUGUCCAAAGCCCUUCGAGAGAUUCCUCCAGCUGCGGUUACAUCAUCUUCAACUGCAAAUCCGUCUCUUUCGCCGCCUCAAGAAACGAUUCCGGACAUUGCUCAGAUGCUCGAUGAGAAGCUCUGGAAAUUCGAUGCUGAUAGAACUGGACUGGCUGAUUUUGCGCUUGAAUCAGCUGGCGCUGAAAUCAUCCCAGAAUUGACAACUCAAGGAUUGAAGAAUAACUCGCCGAUCCUGUCGAUCUGGAAGUUUCCAGUCUUCUAUCAGACAAUGUCUCCUCGCAUCGCCAUCACACCAGGCGCGUAUCCGGGCACCUGCUUCGCCUUUGCUGGUGGCUCGGGAACACUUGCCAUCAAGCUUUCCCAGCCAGUCGUCGUCCAAAACAUCACCCUUCAGCACAUCCCAAAGGAGACAUCACCAGUCGGGCACAUCAACAGUGCUCCGCGCGGGUUUGAGCUCUUCUCCGUCGACGGACGAACCGAACAGCCCCUCGGAGAGUUCGUUUUCGAUGCAGAAGGGAAGCCGAUCCAGACGUUCCAAGUGAAGAGCAACUCCCUUGUCUCUGCUGCCGUGAAGUUCAAGUUCAACUCGAACUGGGGCGCAGAGCACACUUGUAUCUAUAGAACUAGAGUUCACGGUUUGCUCUCGCACAAUGUAGUCUAG